GGGAACCGGGCCGGGGGCGGCACGGGGCUGUGCCGGGAAGGGCGGCGGGGCCGGCCGAGAAACCGGGAGCCUUGUAGCGAUGGAGUCACCCGCAGGGCUGCCUUGGGAGGGGGAGACCUGAGCGGUGGUCGGUGCCUCCUGAGAGAAGUGCUCACCCGGGGUCGGUGGCAGGUGCCUCCGCUGUAAGUGCCCUUACGCAGUAACUUGAAGACUUAGAGACUUUGUUUUGGUUAUUGCUGCUGCGGAGAGCUUCAAAGAUGAUGCUGGCAGAGCAAGCCCAGAAGUGGUUCCCAACUCACGUGCAAGUCACGGUUCUUCAAGCCAAAGGUCUGAAGCCCAAAGGCAAAAGUGGCACCAACGAUGCGUACACCAUCAUCCAGCUGGGCAAGGAGAAGUACUCCACCUCUGUAGCUGAGAAGACCCUGGAUCCGGUCUGGAAGGAAGAGGCCUCCUUCGAGCUGCCUGGAUUGCUGAUGCAGGAGAACCCAGACAGAUACAUCCUGUACCUGAUUGUCAUGCACAGGUCACUGGUGGGGCUGGACAAGUUCCUGGGACAGGUGGCCGUAAAUCUGAACGAUGUUUUUGAGGACAAGCAAAGAAGGAAAACAGAGUGGUUUCCCCUAGAGUCCAGACAAGGAAAAAGAACCAAAGACAGAGGAGAAAUAAAGGUCAAUAUUCAGUUUAUGAGGAAUAACAUGACAGCAAGUAUGUUCGAUUUGUCAAUGAAGGACAAAACCAAAUCCCCUUUUGCUAAACUGAAAGACAAAAUGAAGGGUCGAAAAAAUGAUGGGACAUUUUCAGAUACAUCAUCUGCAAUCAUUCCAAGUACUCACAUACCUGAUGCAAACGUAGAGGUGUGUAGUGGUGAAGUACAAAUGAAAUCAAAACCAAAAAAACCUUUCCUUUUGGGACCCCAGAGGCUAUCUUCAGCUCAUUCGAUGUCAGAUUUAACAGGAUCACACGUCUCCUCAGAAAAAUUAAAAGCCAGCACAGGUGGCUACUCUCAUCUUUUCAAGCGUCAGCUAGAAUCUUUUGGUUCAGUUGAUGAAGGAGGGAGUGUAAAAUCUCCGCAUAGGAGGACAUUAAGUAUUGAUACUUCUAAAAUGAACCAAUUGGACAGCACAGCUGAUGAAACUGCGCUGGAAGCACAAAAUGACCCAUUUACCAACGUGAGUGCUUCAUUACCCCAAAAAUUCGCUACACUGCCAAGACAGAAGAAUCCAUUUGAAGAAAGCCCAGCAACGUGGGAUCAAAACAUAAGUCUGUUUUCCAAACCUGUUGAAAUCAAAAAGGAAAUUAGAAAAGAGAAAAAAGAGAAAGUUAGUCUUUUUGAAAGAGUGACUGGCAAAAAAGAUAGCAGGAGGUCAGAUAAACUUAGCAAUGGGGGAUCAGAGAGCUCCACUGACUUGAAAUCACCGAGUGCGUUUGGUGAAACUCAUCAGGAGAGUUUUGAUUAUGAGUCAACUAAUCCGUUCAUGACAAGCUUCAAGCCUACAAGCAUCUUGCCAUCUUCAAGACAAUACCCGAUGAAUGCAGCCCAUCAUUCAAAACUAUUCUCCAGCAAACUCCAGGCAGAGUGCUUCAGAUCGCUGUUACAAACAGCAUUUGCAGGAGCUUGUUACCAGUUUGGGUGCAGCCAGACCCAGAGAUGUGUUUUCUUGAAGCUCUGUCAACAGAUGCCACCCUUGACAGCCAAUACAUGCAACCUGAGUACAUGUUUUAACGUGAAUCCUUCUGGCACUGAGGACCUCAGGAAAACAAUGGAUGGAAAUCCUUUUGACACCACUGCAGGAUACCGGAACCUCACCUACGAAGAGGUUUUGCAGGAGCUGCUGAAACAUAAAGAGCAGCUUAAGAAGAAGGACACCCAUAUUCGUGAACUUGAGGAUUACAUUGAUAAUCUUCUUGUCCGAGUGAUGGAAGAAACACCCAGUAUUCUCAGAGUGCCAUAUGAACCUUCUCGAAAAGCUGGCAAAUUCUCCAAAAGUUAAAAUGGUGACACUGGGUGGUACUUUCUGCUGAAUACAUUCGUGGAAGGAAAUAACAUUUCAACAUUUUGACUUCUUUUCAUUCCUUUUUGUUCUAAAAAAUUCCAAGCAUUGGAAGGAUGGGACUAUGGCGUAGCUUUUUGUGUUGUUAUUAUUUGUUUUUAUUAACUCCAAACACUAGCAGGUACUGCCAAAAUGGUACUUCAUUGGAUUAGCUGAAUAACUUUAUUUUUCCUUUUUGAGAACAACUUUAGCUGCAGCAUCUUUACUGUAGAGUAAAUAACACACAUGAAUGCAGUGUCUGUGUGCACACUGUCCAUGCCUUGUCAGCUGGGGUACCCUGUGCUGUUUUGAAUGUUUUCUUGACUGAUUAAUAUUAUGCAAAUAUGUCAAUUCUGGUAUUAAGACAUGCCAAUUAAGGCCACUGUUUUCAAGCCAGUGUAGAACGCUUAACUAAAUCUAAAUGUGGCUUCUUGCAAUGGAAUGCAGUUUGUUUUACAUGUAGUAGAGGAAAACAGUGAUGCGCAAUCUUUGUAGAGUAAAUGCUAUACUGUAUACAGUAUGCUUUUGUAUGGCAAUGUGAAAAAUACCAUGCCAUUUCACUAAUGGCACAUGUGGGAAUGAGUUAAUUUACACUUAAAUGCAGGUUUUUUGUGUAUAAUGAUUGAACUUUGGUGGCGAGCUCAUUACAUGGGAUUAUUUUGCAGAUCUUUUUGUAUGAAGUUAUUGCAUGCUUUUUUUAUAUGUUGAAGUACUUUGAACAGUGUUAAUAGAGUCAGAAGUAGGAUGGGAGAAAAAUUGGAAUAAGGUAAGAAUACUUUGCUCAGUCAAGGUCUGUACAGUAAAAAUACAGGAAAAAUGAACAGACUGACUUAAAAAGAUGAUAAUUCUGAGAAUAUAGAACUGACUCAAUUUAAGAUUGAGUUUAAAAUGAUGUAUCUCUUAAGUUUAUUUAAACUUAUGAGAACAAAAUAUAAGCUUUUAGAAAUAGGCUGUGUUGCUGAAACAUGACUGGGGUACCUUAGGUUUAAUUUUAUUUAAACUUUUUAAAAAGGUCUGUAUUCGUUAAAAGUACUUUAAAAGUGGGUUCUCCUUAAGGCAGAUGUAAGAAUGUAGCAAAUGUCUUCCUGAUCAGUUAAUAACUGUAAGAUGACAGAUGGAAAGGAUAUCUGUUAUUCACUAAAUUGGCUAAAUAUGGUGGUGAAUUUAUUAAGGGAAAAUAGGAGAAGAAUCCUUACAAUAUUAACGUAGGUAGGUUUUAAUUUCCUUCAUAAGAGCCUCAGUUGGAUUUUCUAUUGCUGUGAAACGGUAAGUAUUUAAAAGAAAAAAAAAAAAAAAGGUACAGAGAAUAUUUUAGAUUUGGAUUUUCUUUUC
Molecule: messenger RNA, 3362 nt
Organism: Coturnix japonica (Japanese quail)
Lineage: Eukaryota; Metazoa; Chordata; Aves; Galliformes; Phasianidae
Gene: RAB11FIP2
Product: RAB11 family interacting protein 2
Biological process (GO): regulated exocytosis
Cellular component (GO): endosome; phagocytic cup
Molecular function (GO): small GTPase binding
Source: RefSeq, a predicted model, not a curated record